GAUGGCGCGGGAGGUCGCAUUGCCGCGAACAGGCUGGCCCAGCGGCUCUCGAAGGAGCUAUGGGGCGCCAAGGGCAAGCUGGCGGAAGCCGCGGCCUGCCUCGAAACGCUGCUUGGGGACAAAAGGCUGGCCGACCGGGUGGAAGUCCCCCUGCCGACGCUCCAGCUCAGCGGCUCGCGGCGGGGGUGCGAGCCGCCGUGGUUGGAGCGGCUGCGCAGGAACGUGGCCCUGCGCGCCCGUGCUGGGGGCCUCGCUGGCUGCAUCGGCGAAGCGUCGCCCGCGGAGCUGAGAAUGGGCUCGGGCCAUGUGGCGCCGUUGACCGAGCUGGGCGUCUUGGGCCAGGAGGCCGAGGCGACUUCGCGCGCCGGCGAUCGCGCGGGCGGAGUCGUCGAGGAAGCGUUUGCCGACGGCGCCAGAGAGGCAUUGGCUGGAGUUGGCAGGGGAAAAAUGCUCGGCGACUACCCCUUCAAGACGAUCAGAGCGCUCCAAGCUCUCGUGGAUCGGGCUCGGACCCCAGGGCGCAUCUCGCCCGCGGUCUGGGGCGUCGCAGAUCUGUGGAGGGCGGGGCCCGUCAGCCUCGGGGAGUUGACAGGCAAUGAGAUGAAGGAGCGCCGUUCGUCCAACAUUGAUGUACCGAAGCUCAAGUUCGACAUGAAGCAGCAUUGCCUGUGCGCGUGGUUUCCACCCCUGCGCCUGCAGACCGAGCAGGUCAAGAGGUUGCAGGGCGCGCUUGGUGACUUCGGGAGCGCGCGGGCCAAGAUGACCCCCUGCCCGGGAGAAGUUGCGGACGCCGCGCGCCUUGUGAAUUGGCGGUUUGAUGGUCUGAGAAUUGCCGACUUCCUGGGGGGGCGCCAUCUACGCCGCGAGCUGGGACACGCGAUGCAGAUAUGCAGCUCGGCUCUGACAGGCUUCGCGAGCUUGCCCAAGAACGAGCAAGAGCAGUGGACCAAGUUCGCGAACAAGCAGUUAACGGCGCGCGUCAGGCUGAUCCCUGAACCUAAGACGGGCGCCGAGCUGGAGAACGCCAUCAAGGGCUCCAAGCUGAUCGAGAUUCGGGGCGACCCGGUGGGCCUUGUCCUGUAUAACUUCGACGUCGAGGGGCACGGCGAGAGUGGGCGUAGGCCCGAGCUUCGCAUGCCGUCGCCACGGGAUGCAAUAUACAGCGAGAUUGUCCGCGCCGUGCUCAAGGCCCGUGCGCCAUCAGGCGGGCUGGGGUAUUUUCGAAACGGCGAGGUCGCGAUCACCCUGGAUGGCGGUCGGAAAGGUAACGCCAACGAGCUCAUGGCACCAUGGAAGGAGAGUGCGGCCAAGGAGGCGAGGAAGAAGAAAUAUGAGGAAGACGACAGGGACGAAAACGAGGAAGACGAGGACCAGGAAGACGAGCCAAAGGGGACCCUCACCAGGUGCAUCCUGCAGCUCGCGCACACAGGAGAGAGCCUCAAGGAGAGGCAGAUUUCAUGGACAAUGAAGGAGCUGCUGGGCAAGCGCACCAUCAUUCGCGCGGGUGGCAAGCCCAAGGUGGCGGCGGACGACGACGACGGAGAGGGCCCUGACAAGGCAGCGGGGCGUCGCACGGGCGCGACCGUGGUCCCCUGCGCGCUCCAUGGGGCGCCACCUAUUUGGUGCUCAGAACUGAUCCAUAUCUUCGUUGCCAAACUCGGCAUCGAUAUGACUCCAAUGGAUGGGAAGUGCGCCGUGCCCGAAGGCAAGAUGCACGUCCCCGCCUACGCGCAGGCCACGGAGAGCGAGGCGGAGCCGGAGCCGGCGUCGGAAGAACUCCCGAAUGAAGACGAGGAGUGCGGCGCGUGGGACCCAGACAAGGCCCGGCUGCCGCCGGAAUUGAAGGUCGGCGCCGAGCGGCGCAAGGAGCUGGUUGGGCACAUCCAGCUCCUUGCGCCAUUCGGUGCCGGCCUUGAAUCCGAGCCGCUGGCCAGAAUCGAGGACGGCAGCGAGUGGCGUAAGGAUCUGGAUGGGUACUUCCUGCUCCCCGCGCCACUCGGUGCCGACCUUGAAUCCAGGAUGCGCGCGCGCGCGUGCGUUGCCAGAUUCAAGGGCGGCGCCGAGAGGCGCGCAGAAUUUGACGGGCACUUCCAAGACGAAAUGGACCUGUCUCUUAUCUUCUGGCCUGGCGUGCGCGCGGAGCCAGAUGUAUCCAUCCAGCCCCUUGCGCCGCUCGGUGCCGCCCUCGAUUUUGGCCAGCGGCUCGGAAUCAAGGCCGGCGCCGAGUGGCGUAAGGAGCUGGAUGUGCCCAUCCAGCUCCAUGCGCCGUUCGGUGCCGUCCUUGAUUGCACGCCGCUUGAGCUCAAUGGAUAUGUGUUGCUGCUUCGGCUGAUUGCGACCUUGCGCAGCGCUGCAGCCUGGUGCCUGAAGGAUACCAUGUUCGAGUCUGAUUUCCCUGGCAUGGACGGCGCCGUGAUCGCCACGGCACGAUUGAACGUCUCUUUCUCGGUGCAGUUUGUCUCGGGCAGCAACGAGACGCGCCGCAAGCUGCCGGGGCUGCGCGAGCCGAAUCACUUCUACACUGACAUCGUGGACGUGCCCAUCAAUGAUAAGCCUUACGUGGACAUCUACGUCUUAGCACCGCCAUGCCAGAACUUUUCAUCUAAUUUCAAACAGGCUGGCGCCAAUGGUUCCCGCGCGACGGGGAAACUCAUGGCCGUGGCCCUCAAGCGCACUCGCGAGAAGGAGCGGCGACCCGUCGUGUUCGAGAAUGUUCUUGCCAUGACACAUGCCAAAUUCCGCCGAGCGUUGCGGGGGCUCACCAGGUACCUCCGCGAAAGCGGGCACGCGGUGUCUGACGAGGGGCCCUCGAAGUCGCCGCUGCUACGGGCCUACGGGGCCACCCCCGCUGCCCAGGGAAAGCCGACCAAGCGCGUUGUGGAGCUCAGCGACGCUGCGCUGAGCGCAGAAACGAACGAGUUCCAGGAUAUUGCCAAACGAGUGGCCGAGGGAGAAUCGUUCGCGAAGAUUGGCAAGCCUGGCCGGAAAAUUGCACGGCGUCUGCUGGAAGCUAUCGAAGUUCAGGACCGCGCGGCGAUCACGGGUGCAAAGUACAUCGCUCCGGUGCGGGAUGAGCGCGCGGGCCGCUUGCACAUCGGGUUCAAUUAUGCGAGCGCCGCUUUGGAUGUCCAUCGUGUCACUCUGUGCAUGGAGAGGGACCAAGACCAGUUCGCGCACCUCGGCGAUGGACGGGCGGCGGCCGUGCUCGCCCAGGAGCGCGCCCGCCAGACUGCAGUCUCCCGGGGCUCGUCCCACGUCGCGGGGCUGAUCGCCGCGUCAGGCCUGCUGGUCACGCGCAAUUGGCCCGCGUUUCAGCUUCGCGGGAUGGCGACCGAGUCCUUCUCCGCGCUGUGCAUUGCCGAGUCCUUCUCCGCGCUGUGCAUUGCCCUGACAGGUUGCGCCUGGUCGGCCACGGUGGCCGAGCCCACCGUGUUGGAUGCUUUUCGCUCCGCUUCGGGCGGAGGCGGGCCGCUCGCGGCGGCGCGGAGCGUCGCGGGCGACGUCGCGCUCCAGGCCGCGGGCGUCGACGCAUUGGCGGAGCAGCUGCUCGGGCAGGCGGGCUUCUGCGCAGGCGCCAGCGUUGCCAGGCGCGGCGCGCGCGAGCGCGCCGCCCGGGCCGCGGGCGCGCUUUCUCGGGCCGGGAGAACGAGGUACCUCCAGGCGGCGGGCGCGGAGGCGGGCCUGAUCCACAGGGCGGGGCCCCCGGCGGGCGUCGUCGGGGGCCGCGCGGCGACAGGGGUCACCGAUGGCAAGCUCCACGCAUGGCGGCUGGCGGCGGCCCGCGGGGCGUGCAAGUUGCCCGGCGGCUCCGCCCUCGGCUUCCGCCCGUCGCAGGGCAGGUGCUUGGCGGCCGCGGAGGCCCGCCGCGCGACGGCUGCGCCCCCCUGGGCGCGCUGUGCCUCGCCCAUCGACGCGGCGGCGCUGACUGUGGCGAGGAUGGGCCCGCGGCUCGAGUCGGCGAGGGCGGUGGUCGCCGACCGGGGCGACGGGCCCGACUUCGCCACGAUGGCGCCCCGAGAGCUCGGCGUCGAGGCGGCGGGCGAGCGCUUCGCGAAUCGCCGGCUGCCAUUGCGGGCGAUGGAGGAGACGCGCGCCGACGUCGCGCACGUGAUGCGGGGGCGGCGCCCAGAGGGCGACUUGCUCGGCGGUCGCCUGUCCUUCGGUGGGUCGGCCAUCGAACCGCGCCGCAGGUGCCCGCCUACCGAUCCCACGCGGGCGUUCUCGACCGCCUCUGCCGAGUGCCGGCUGCGCGGCCGCCGGCGCGCGGACGGGCUUGCCGAGGCGGGGGCGCCUUUCCGCCGGGUCUGCGACGCGAGGGUCGACGAGCGCUGCGCCUUCGCAGAGUUCGUCUACGAGCUGGCGAGGUGGACCGCCCAGGCCUCGAUCAUCCGGCAGGGCUUCGAGGCCGGGGGGUGCGAGGGCUUGCCGGGGGGCGCGGAGCGCAGGGGCGCUCUGCGAGCGCGCGACGUCGCUGCAGAGGCGCCCGCUGGCAGCCGAGCAGCCUGCCUCGACGCGAGCUGCUUCGACGAGGCCGAGACGGCCCUGCAGGGCGCCGGGGGCCGUUGCCUGGAGUGGAUCGGCAACCAGGGCGGGGCGAGCGAGGCGAGCGUGGCCAGUGGCGCUCUGCGAGCGCGCGACGUCGCUGCAGAGGCGCCCGCUGGCAGCCGAGCAGCCUGCCUCGACGCGAGCUGCUUCGACGAGGCCGAGAUGGGGCGCUGGGCGCCGGCGUCUCGCGGCGGCCGCGCAGCGAGGCGCGCGGCGGGGAAGCGAGCCGCUGCGCGGAGGGGCUGCGCGGGCGGGGCCUCGCCCUCCGAAGCAGAGCUGCCCGCCCCCGCGAGCCUGGCGCGCGCCCUGGCAACGAGCUGGGGCGCCUCGCUGAGCCAGAGCCAGUGGCGGCGGGCGUUCGAGGCAGCGGACAGGGGCGUGAAGGCGGCGCUCGCGGAUGCAGCGGCCCUGCGCAGCGGGCUGGAGGCCUUUCGGCGGUGCAUCGCGUCCUACGUGGGCGAUGCCGAGCUGGCCGACCGCCCGGAGGCGAUCGCGCCCGCGCUGACGGCCCUGCUGCGGGGAGUGGCCCCCGAGCAGGAGGAUGCAGUGCGGCUGGGGGCGAGGCGAGAGCGCAAGAUCGAGUGCCACGUGGAGAUUUGCGUGGCGGAGGCGGUGCCGCAGCUUGGCCGCGUUGAUGCUCUGCGCACGCCGCUGCGGUCGGCUGCGAGGCCCUUCGCCCCAGCUGGGAUUGACCCCGUCGUUGCCGGCGGCGGCGGUGCCCAGGCGGCGCAGGUCGGCUGCGAGGUGGAGUUCGUGCAGGCUGCGGGCGCUCUGGCGCCGCCGUCGCGCGCUGGCGGCGAGUGCUCCGACUCCGACGGCGAGAUCCUCGGCGGCGAGGCGCUCGAGGGAGCGUUGCAGGCUGCAGAACAACGGGUGCAGGCUGCAGAGGAGCGCGCCCUGGCGGCGGAGUCAGCAGCAGCGAGCGCAGGCGCCGCCGUGAACAGGCCCGUGGCAGCGGCGAGGGCCGCGCCUCAGGAUCUGGUGGACACUCGGCUUCUGGCGAAGCCGAAGGCGUUCGGAGGCAGCGAGGACGAGUGGCCAGGGUGGAGCUUCAAGAUGCUCGCGUACCUCGGGGCCCUCGACGAGCAGAUGGCCAACGAGCUGACAGCAGCCAUGACGUUCCCGCUGGAGGAAGUGAGGAACGCGAGACUCCUGGAGGAGGGAGCGAGUCAGCGCAGUCGCCAGCUGUACUUCAUCCUCGUCCUGCUGCUGGAAGGAGCCGCACUGCAGCUCAUCAAGCCAGUCGGCGUCGGAGAAGGUUAUCGGGCGUGGAGGACGUUGCAAGACAUGUACGAGCCCGACAGACCAGGUCGCCAUGCAGGACUGCUGCAAGAGCUGAUCGCGUUCCAGUUCCCAGAGGACAACAUCGUGGGGAUGCUGGCGGACUUCGACUUCAAAGUCACGAAGUACGAGAGCCAGAGCCACGAGAGGAUUGGGGACAGGAUCAAGAUGGCGAUCCUCCAGCGGGGGAUUCAGGACGAGGCUCUUCGAGCGCAUCUGGUCCACAAUGCGUCGAGGCUAGUCACGUGGGAGCUCAUGCGCAACGAAGUGCACAUGGUGAUCUCGACGAGGAGCGCCAUCUCAGCAGUGCCGCCACCAGUUCCGAUGGACACGAGCGCGGUGGAGAAGGCGAGGCGCGAGGCAGCGUGGAAGGGCAAAGGAAAGAAGGGCAAGGAAGGCAAGGGCAGGAAGGGCAAGGGCGGCGGCAACUCCACGGACCAGAAGAGCCAGGCGGCCAAGGACAGGGCCGAGAAACGAUGCUUCCACUGCCACAAGACAGGUCACGUCAAGAGCGAGUGCAGGAAGUUCCUCGCAGAGCAGAAGAAGAAGAAGGGCACCAACGCAGUCGAGCAGGAGUCGAAGCCGACGGGGGCUCCACCAGCGGCGAGCGCCGCGGGGAGCGCGGCACCGGUGAUGGCGAUCGCGACCGAAAGCGGGGCAGAGCCACUGUGGUGCCUCGCGAUCGAGCUGGAAGAAGGGCAAGAGUCGUUAUCGAGUGGAGCAGCAGCGACGCCCUCAGCACCAGCGACGACAGCGAUCCACCUUCGUUCGAGCGGGCCGUCAAACGAGCACGAGCAGCCGAGGCAGCCAUUCUUGGUCGGGGCCAGCCCGAUCGAGCAGCUGAGCCAGCCAGGGGCAGCAAACGAGCACGAGACGUUCGAGAGCAAGGAGAUCGUCGGUAUCAAUGAGCACUGGGUCAUGGUGGACUCAGGUGCUGCACGAUCGGUGUGUCCGCCGAGUCACGGGGCCCACGAGACACUCAGAGACCUGAGCGAGCGCAUCAGGCUGGUCGGAGCGAGCGGCGACGACAUCCCGUGCCACGGCGAGCGCUUCGUCACGUACGCGAAGGGCGGGCGCAAGAUCGGGGUGGACUACAAGGUCGCCGACGUCAAGAGGCCAGUGCUGGGCGUGUCGCAGGCGGUCGACAAGGGUGCGUCGUGGGUAUUCACGCCGAGCGGGAGCUACAUGAUCCCGAAGCCGAUCGAGUUCUCGGACCCAGACGCCGUGCCGCUGGUCAGACGCAACGACUUGUUCUACCUCAAGAUGGACAGGUACGGUGAAGGCGUCAAGAACUCGCUCGUCAUGCCGGUGCGGGGCGAGGAGCCAGGAGGCGAGCCUGGUGGCGCAUCAGCCGCGUCCAGGGCAGCGGCGAGGGCCGCGCUCCAGGGCGGCGGCGGCGGAGGGGCUGCCGCGACCCGCGCUCAGGCCGAGGCGAGCGAGCCGGCAGCGCAGGCAGUGCUCGAGGAGUCCGUGCCAGUUCGAGUCAAGAAGGAUCCGGUGAAGCCAAGCCUGGCCGAGCAGAGGACGCACGAGCUGGUGCACAUUCCGGCGAGGUCCUGGUGCUGGGUGUGCGUCAGAUCCAAGUUCACGGACGACCCGCACUACAAGGCCGGGCACGAGCGCACGGGCGACGAGGUCCAGAUCGACUACUACUUCCUGGGCCAGCUGAGCAUCCUCAACAUGGUGCACAUGAACUCCCAAGCUAUUCAUGGCAUCAUGGGGCCGAAGGGUACCGACGCCUACAUGGUCAAGACAGCGGUCGCCACCAUUGAGAACUGGGGGCUGGAUCGCAUCGUGCUGAAGCACGACCAGGAGGCGUCGAUCACGGCCCUGGCGAGGGAGAUCAAGGCUCAGCGGAAGGCGCCCACGAUGAUCGAGUCAGCUCAGCGGGCUAACCAUCAAGGAGUCGGUGGAGUGGAGCGCGCCAACGAGGAGCUCGGCAAGCAGAUCAGGGCGCUGCUGUUCUCGGUGGGCGACAACUACAAGCGGGAGCUCCCAGCCGAGCAUGGGCUUCUACCUUGGCCCAUUCGGCACGCUGGCUGGCAGCUCAACCGCUUCACGGUGCACGGCAACGGCAAGACGACCUACGAGGUGCUCAAGGGGAGGCCGUAUCGGGGCGAGCUCGUCAACUUCGCGGAGUGCGUUUGGGCGAGGGACCCCACGCCGACCUCCAAGCUGCAGCCUCGGUGGCACGCGGCGGCGUGGCUGGGCAAGACAGAGGUUUCGGACGAGCACCUGGUGGCGGGUCCAACGCGCACGACGAGGGUGCGCACGGUGAGACGGCGACCAGAGGGCGAGCGGUUCGUGCUGGAGGAGCUGGACAAGUUCGCUGGGGUGCCGUGGGACAUGCACCGGGCUCCACAGAUCGGCAUUGUGCCGACGGGAGCGCCCCAGGUGGAGCCGAACCAGCAGCGGCUGCUGCCGCCACCUCCGCCACCGCCAGUGGUCUUGCCAGCCGCGGGCCCGGAGGCGCUGGUGCCACCAGCGAUGGUCGGGCCGGCGCCGCCCACGGGGCCAGGAGGCGCAGGGCUGAGGUCGACGUACAUCACGAGAGCGCUGAUCGACAAGUACGGCUGGACCCCCAUGUGCCCGAGGUGCGUCACAGGCAUGGGAUCGCACAGCGAGGAGUGCCGGAAGAGGAUCGAGAACGAGCUGCGCAAGGAGGAAAUGGCCAGGGCAGCGGCGGAGGCCGCGCCCUCGUCGGCAGCGGCGGGGGCUGCGCCGACGCCGGCGGCGGCUGGAGCCGCGCCGGGGCCAGCGGCUGGAGCUGGAGACGGCAGGCCAGGAUCGUCCGGGGAUGCCAGCAUGGCACCUCGCGAUGACCAGGGCGAGGCUUCGGCGAAGAGGCCGCGCCAGACAGCGGCGAUCACAGUCGGGUCGCUCGCGGUCGGGGCCUUCGUGGAGAUCAAUCCCUGCACGUACGAGGGCCUAGACCAGCAGUCUCACGAGGAGCUCGAGACGGUCACGGAGAUCGAGAGCUGCGAGCCGCUGGAGAUCGGGAUGUUCGAGGUCGGCUCCGUCGAGCCGUCGGCGGUCACGGUCCUGCCAGACACGGAGAAGCACGUGUACGACGCGAGGAGCGGGAAGGAGCUCCCCAGGGACCUGGUCAGGCGCGGGCGCGAGGCCGAGAUCGAGGAGAUGCGGCGACACGGCGUCUUCGAGGAGGUCCGCGUGGCCGAGAGCCGGGGCAAGGUGGUGCGUUUCAAGUGGGUCGAGGACCUGCGCACCAAGCUCCCGUACCUCAAGCGCAAGAUCAGGUGGACAGGCAAGGGAUUCGUCUGGAUCGGCGACACGAAGCACGUGACGAGAUGCGUGGAGCUGCUGGGCCUUACGGGGUGCAAGCCAGCGGACACGCCUGGGAGCAAGGCCACGGGCAAGAGCGUCCGGGAGGCGCUGGACCCACUUCCACACGACGAGGCGAAGCUCUACCAGCAGGUCGCGGGGCUCGUCAACUACGUGGCGGUAGACAGGCCAGACAUCCAGUUCGCGGUGAAGGUGAUCCUCACGGACAUGGGGAAGCCCACAGUCAUCAGCAUGCUUAGGCUGAGGCGGUGUGUGCGGUAUCUCCACGGUCGGCGCGAGCUCGGGUGGUUCUACGAGAAGCAGGAGAUGCCGAAGGAGGUUCUCUACGAGACGGACUCGGACUGGGCAGAGAAUGAGAUCACGAGGAAAUCGACCAGCUCCGUGUAUGGCUUCUUCGGCAGCCACCUCCUGGAGACCCAGGUGGCAUCGCAGCCCGUCGUCGCGCUCAGCAGCGGAGAGGCCGAGUUCUACGCCAUCGGCCGAGGCGCGGCGAGUGCGAUCAUGAUGCGGCAGUUCUAUCGGCAGUGUGGCAUCGAGGUCGCGUCGAAGGUUCACAGCGACUCGAAUGCAGGCAGGGCGAUCGCGACACGGAUUGGCAGUGGCAAAGUACGGCAUCUGCAGAUACGAGACCUGUGGGUGCAGGAACGAGUCAGGCUCGGCGAGUUACAGCUCGGGCGAGUCGACACGGAGAGCAACAGGAGCGACUUGGGGACCAAGCAUCUGGACGGCAAGCGGGUGCUCAAGUUGCUGGAGAUGUCCAACCUGCGGCUUCUGACCAAGGGGCUCGCCGCAGGUGUGGGCGUCACUUUCGCAGAGGCGGCCGAGCAUGGAGACAAGCAGUGCUCCGCAGCCACCGACGACGAGGUCGAGUCGAACAUCGGCUCGAUCGUUCUCGCCAUGAUCAUGUUCAUCGUCGUGCUGGUGCUCAUGGUCAAGGGCGCAGUUGUGUGCACGAGAGGGGCGGUGCAGCUCUUCUCAUCGAGGGCGGCGAGUGCUGCCCCACCAGCGGGAGCGGCGAGGGCUGCCCCGCGGGCCGACGGCACGGCGAGGCCCGAGGCGGCGUCGAAGGACGCGCCUGAGGGGCAUGUCGUUUCUCGGGCAGCGGCGAUAGCUGCGCCUGAGCAGGUCGCCGAAGGGCGAGACCUCGGUACGGAGUACCUCGGGAAGAUGCUGGCUGAGGCCACCGUGGCAGAGCUCAAGGAGGAGCUCAGGUGGCGGAAGCUGCCAGUGGGCGGCUUGAAGGCGGACCUCAUCGUCCGUCUGACGAGGGACGGCGGCCAGCACAUGGCCAGCAGUGAGGGGCUGGCUGCAGCGGCAUGGGCCGCGCGGCUGGUUCCAGGCAGGAUGCCUAUCCGAGCGUUCCGCUCGGAUGCGAGUUUAGGCUCGCACCUAGGCGCGCGGAGCCACGGCGGGGACGCCCGCUUUGGCUUGAGCUUGAGCCUUCAGAAGGGAGGCUCGAGCCGCAGUACAGAGAAGAUGCAAGGCGAUGCGCUCGCCUGCAUCUUGGAG
Messenger RNA from Prorocentrum cordatum, 10638 nucleotides. NCBI's taxonomy places the organism in Eukaryota, Dinophyceae, Prorocentrales, Prorocentraceae. The record is from the annotation of a GenBank genome assembly.